Messenger RNA from Cylindrotheca closterium, 528 nucleotides. Lineage: Eukaryota; Bacillariophyta; Bacillariophyceae; Bacillariales; Bacillariaceae. The record is from the annotation of a GenBank genome assembly.
AUGCGUAAGCACAAAACCCAUCCACAAAACGUUAAGGUGCGGCUUGUAAUUGACGAAGGACAAGACAAGCCUGCGACUGUGUCGGUUGUCUCCCUGGCAGACGCCAUCGAAGUAUCGGUAGAUCGCAUGACAGAUCUUAUUGGAACUUCGUUGGACUCGAAUCCACCUGUGAUUCGAGUAACCGCGCUUUCGAAACUUGAGUAUCGACAGCAACAGUCACAGCAGAAAGGAAACGCCAAGUCAAAAAAGCAAACCAAGUCAUUUCGAUUUCGAUCUGGUAUUUCUGAUCACGACUUAGAACGCAAGCUUGAGGCCAUGACAAAGUCACUGGAGAAGGGGCUUGAAUGUGAUUUUUCGGUAUUUACUCGUGCUCGCCGUUUACAACAAAAUAAAAAUAUUGGGUUUGAGCUCGUCGAAAGAAUACAGCUGCUCGUUGCUGAAUUCGGCCAAACAAAAGGCAAGCCACAAGUAAACGAAUCCGGAACUUUUGUCCGGGUGAAAUUAAUGCCAAACAAAAGGAAUGGCUGA